Mustela erminea (ermine) is the source of this 2625-nucleotide messenger RNA. RefSeq lists its product as uncharacterized. Bases 848 to 1732 code for a protein of 294 amino acids. The record is from RefSeq and is a predicted model, not a curated record. Lineage: Eukaryota; Metazoa; Chordata; Mammalia; Carnivora; Mustelidae. The transcript has 6 exons.
CUGAUAAGGCUUCUGAUAAUGCUUCUGCUGCAGACAGGACCUGCUCUGCUCUGUCCUGCUGUCACACUUGGUGGCCAAAGCUGACUAUUGCUGCUCCAGGACCUCCUCCCAGCCUCAGACUUCAGCUCAGCAUCUCCAGCAGCCUGGCUCAUGGCCCUACUCUUCUCCUUGAUCCUCGCCAUUUGCACUGGACCUGGUCUCUUAGAGGCCCAGCCAAGCUCUCAUCGCUUUGGAGGGCCUUUGUCCAGAGUGCGGCUUGUGGGAGGUGACCACGGCUGUGAAGGGCGGGUGGAGGUGCAGCGGGCCAAGGAGUGGGGCGCGGUGUGUGAUGACGGCUGGGACUAGAGCGACGCGGCUGUGGGGUGCCGGGAGCUGGGCUGUGGAGCGGUCAAGAAGGCAAUCAGUGGUACUGCAUUUGGGCCACUGACACAAGAAGAUCAAAAAAUCUUCGUCCAAGAAUUCCGAUGCAGUGGCAUGGAAGACAGCCUGUCUCAGUGUGAAAGGGAAGAUUUUUUCGACUGCAGCCACAAGGAGGACGCGGGAGCUGUAUGUGGGUUCCCAGAGAACGUGCGGCUGGUCGAUGGCCCCCAGCGCUGCCAGGGCCGGGUAGAGGUGAAGCACCGAGGGCAGUGGGGCACCGUGUGCAAAGCAAGCUGGAGCUUCGCAGCCACCAAGGUCGUGUGCCGGCAACUGGGAUGUGGACGGGCCCUGCUGACCCGGAAAUGCUGCAACAAAGCCACUCAGGGCCAAGGGCCCAUCUGGCUGAGAAAGGCAUCAUGCUCAGGAAAAGAAAGCAGCCUUGAGGAGUGCCCUGCCGGGGCCUGGGAGAGGAGCAACUGCACCCACGAUGACGACAUGUGGGCGGAAUGUGAAGAUCCCUUUGAGCUGCGGCUGGUGGGAGGAGACGGCCGCUGCGCCGGGAGGCUGCAGGUGCUGCACAAGGGCCAGUGGGGCACCGUCUGUGACGAUGGCUGGGGGGAAGCAGCGGACCGGGUGGUAUGCAGGCAGCUGGGCUGCGGGCCGUCCCUCUCUCCACCUGCUAAAUCCCGGAGAAGAUUCGGCCCAGGGACCGGCCGCAUCUGGCUGGACGACGUGGCUUGCUCAGGGAAGGAGAGGUCCCUGGAGGAGUGUCCACACAGGUUUUGGGGCCGACACAAUUGCAACCAUGCCGAGGACGUGGCCGUGGUCUGUGCAGAACAGUAGCCCGGCCUACCUGAUGGUCGACCAGAAGCCCCCAGGUCCCAAGUGUCCCCUACUCCUCAGGGACCCUGAUUGGUCUGGCCUGAGCCCCGGGCUACAGGCUGUGCCUGUCUCCCGCUUUGCCCCCAGCAUGCACCUGCACCCUGUGCCCUGCCUCGCUCUAGAGCCAAGCACUCCCAUCACCGCCUGGAGACAGGAGCUGUUGAAUGCCCUCUGCCGGGAAGACAAGCUCACAGUCCCCCUCUCCUCGCCGUGGACCCUCCACACUGGCUCUGGCCUGUGCUGCCUCUUUUCACCCCGCCUGGGAUCCCCAGCCCUGUGCUCUGACCAGUAUGGGCCAUCGCUGGGCGUCCUCUUUGUCUGUAGAGAGCAUGAAAGGAAGCAGACCACUACAUGGAACUUGGGGGAAAGCUUAGAGGCAUUUCGCCCUGUUUCUCAUGCUUCAGGUGAUCGCAACUACGGCUGGCACCUCACUGUCCUUCUGCUUCUUGGUGACAGCAAGUUCUUCCGGGAGCAGGGCAGUGUCCUGUAAUUCCGGAUGCUUCCAUGGUACCUGGAAGCCAUGGCACACCCCCUCCCAGUAUUGGCAAUAAAGCCCUUCUGGGGACCAUCUGCCACAGCCAGCCAGCGGGGUUGCUCUUUACCAAGGAGAAUCGCACAAGUGUUUUCUAACGGAUCCAGGGAAACGAGUGUUGGCAACGGGGCUGCCUCUGGAAGGAGGGGAGGCCGAGGCGGAAGGAGGCUGGGGGUGGGAGUCGGGCCUCUGCCGACCAGACGACAGCACUUUCACUGCAUCCCUCGGACACUGGCACUUGCACGUGUGAGGUGCAGCGGUGCCAGCUCAGAAAUUGAGUCUUUAGCGCGGCAGCCUGGGACUCAGGCUAAGCUGAGCCCCCGCUGCAGGCCUGCGUUUCCGCUCCCUAACGAAGCAGACUCGGUCUCUGCGGCGGCUCCCGUGCUGGGUGCUUUCCCUGCCGCCGGGAAGCAGGUGUGUCCGCUCCUCCGCCACGGCCUCGGGGGCUCCCCUGGGCAGAAGAGAACCUGCCUGCCGACAGGACCAGGCGUCUUACAGAGCCCUCCCCUCCUGGCUCUUCCCUGGCGUGGGAACUAGAGCCAUCGGGCUCCCCAGGAGAGAGGACAAGGUCUUGGAAAACAUUUUGGUAUCUACCCUAGAUACGUGAAGAGAUUCUGCCUUUAUCUGAUCAGCUCUCUUUAUCUGAUGAGCUCCUCCUGGUUUUCCCUGCAGAUGAGGGUCCUGUUCCCUUCACCCCAUUGUAGCUGGAAACUGGAGGGCCACUGGGCGGCCAGAACCGAGUGCCUGAAAAGCUGUUUAUCCUCAGUAGAGUGGACAGGGUUGGAGUGUCACAAAAGGGACUUCAAUCUCCCUCAAUUUCUGUAUUAAAGUUUCAUUUCCUUCCAUUCCAA